AUGGCUGCCUCCGCACACAGCAGCUGCGUGUGGAUGCUGGUUCUGGGCGCCUGUGUUUCGCUGGUGGUUGGAUCGGACUGCGGGAAGGAAUGUGCACUGUGUGUGUACCGUCUGCUGGGACAGCAGUCUGGUUUCUCCUCCAUGACAUGCUCACUUGAGUGUGACGGUGGGUUGGACAGUCAGAAGCUUCGCCUGUGCCGGGAAGUCUUAUUGGAGGAAAACCACAUUCCUCUGGACGAGGACCCCCGUCAACAGCAAGAACAGGAAGCAGCGAGCACCAUCACGGCUGACGAUGAGGACGCAACAUCACCUGAACACAGGCUGGCCAAGAAGUACGGCGGCUUCAUGAAGCGCUACGGUGGCUUCAUGUCUCGUCGCUCCUCUUCGCCAGAGGGGGCAGCAGAGGAUGCUGAAAACCAGGACGAGGAAGAAAAUGUCCGUCUGGAGAUCCUAAAGAUCCUAAAUGCAGCAGCUGAGCACAACAGCGAUGGGAGCGAGGCAGUGAAGAGGUACGGAGGCUUCAUGCGUCGGGCUGAAGGAGGGGUGGCACAGAGCGACCUGCUGGAGGCGGUGUUGGGUCGUGGUCUGAAGAAGCGCUAUGGAGGGUUCAUGAGGCGUGUGGGCAGGCCUGAGUGGCUGGUGGACAGUAGCAAGAGUGGGGGGGUGUUGAAACGUGCAUGGGAGAAUGGCAACGAGCUACAGAAGAGGUAUGGGGGGUUCAUGGACUAG
This is a messenger RNA of Scomber scombrus (Atlantic mackerel), 729 nucleotides long. RefSeq names its product proenkephalin-A-like. The coding region runs from base 1 to 729 and encodes 242 amino acids. Gene Ontology annotation, cellular component: dendrite; axon terminus; neuronal cell body. The record is from RefSeq and is a predicted model, not a curated record. NCBI's taxonomy places the organism in Eukaryota, Metazoa, Chordata, Actinopteri, Scombriformes, Scombridae. Gene Ontology annotation, biological process: neuropeptide signaling pathway; sensory perception; chemical synaptic transmission. The transcript is spliced from 2 exons. Gene Ontology annotation, molecular function: opioid receptor binding.